AAGUUUCGCAGUUUGAUUUCAGUAGUUGCUUUAAAAUGUAGUUUUGAUGAAGUUAACUUGAGAGCUUUUAUAAAUAUAAAUAUAUUAAAUGUAUACAAAAGGUUCGACAAAAAGCCGUGACGUGGCGCAACAAACCCAAAGAAAAUAACAGUCCUAACUUAUCUCUCACAAUUUCUCAGUAAAAGAAAAAGUGUGGAGCUGUUUAAAAUAGCUAUGUUUGGUUGUAAAAUAUACUAAAACUAAACUUAAAAAUAUAAUUUUUAAGAUUAGAAAAAGUCAUACUACCUACCGUUUAAGAAAACUGGUAGUUAUAACAGAUAUUGGUGCUAGAGAUUACUACAUAGGUUUAACAUAACAUACUUACUAUAACAAAUAAAAUGGCUAGUGAAGGAAACAAAAAUCAAGGUUCGCAAUGCAAGAUGGCUAUUGAUAAUAUUGGUACUCAAGAUGCUCAACAGAAGAUAGAUAGUGAUGAGAAUUGCAAUCAGGCAAUUCUUGGUUCUGCUUCCGCAGCCGCAAUCGCUCCAGAAGCCGUUUCCGCCGCAGUCGCUCCUACUAAUGCAUAUGGAAUAACUCGCGUUGUAGGCGCUGAUAUUGGCGAAUCGCCUCGUGAGUUUGUUGAGGGAUGGGCUUUUGCACAAACUCUCGGUGAGGGUGCUUAUGGCGAAGUGAAACUGUUAAUUAAUCGUCAAACCGGUGAAGCGGUCGCCAUGAAGAUGGUGGACUUGAAUAAACAUCCCGAUGCAAUGCUCUCAGUACGUAAAGAAGUGUGCAUCCAAAAAAUGCUACAACAUCCGCAUAUUUUACGCUACUUUGGUAAACGUUCUCAUCAGGACAUCGAGUAUAUAUUCUUAGAAUAUGCAGCCGGUGGCGAGUUAUUCGAUAGAAUCGAACCUGAUGUUGGGAUGGCACACCAUGACGCACAGCGAUACUUCCUACAACUUCUUUCAGGUUUGUCGUACCUACAUCAACGUGGCAUCGCUCAUCGUGAUCUCAAGCCUGAAAAUGUACUUUUGGAUGAGAAUGAUAAUAUCAAAAUUUCGGAUUUUGGAAUGGCCACUAUGUUUCGGUCCCGAGGUAAGGAGCGUUUAUUGGAUAAACGUUGCGGUACAUUACCUUAUGUUGCACCUGAAGUUCUGGUUCGUCCCUAUCAUGCACAACCUGCUGACGUCUGGUCGUGUGGGAUUAUUUUAGUUACUAUGUUAGCUGGUGAAUUACCUUGGGAUCAGCCUUCAGCACCAUGUCCUGAGUUUAUUGCAUGGAAAGAAAGUGACCAAUGGUCAACUCGUACUCCGUGGUCUAAGUGUGAUGCAUUAUCUCUAUCUUUGCUUCGUAAAAUACUAGCAAUGAAUCCGGGAAAUCGUUUAACACUUGAUAAAAUUUUGAAGAGUAAGUGGUGCACCACUAAGUUCGAAAAUGGCGCUGGUGCAGAUCGUUCACAUGAUCUCGUUGAUUCAACUGCUGCACUUGAAAUACGCUCUCCAAAAGCCAAACGUAUGCGUCAACAUUUCAGUAAUCGCCGUUUGAGUAGUCAAAAUCUGGAUGAUUCGAUUACACGUAACUAUUGUUCUCAACCGAUGCCAAUAAUAAAGCCAGAUUUCGAUGACGCACCCAAAAUGGAAAAUGGCAGUGAUAAUAAUAACACAUUCGCAAAAGAAGCUCGUCUCGGAUUUUCCUUCUCGCAACCUGCUCUGUUGGAUGAUCUCUUGCUAUGCACACAAAUGAAUCAAACACAAACAGUCUCGCAAAAUGCAUUCCAACGUUUGGUACGUCGUAUGACACGUUUCUUUGUCACAACACGCCGAGAUGAAACUGUGAAGCAACUAUCGGCUGUGAUCGAACGUUUGGGUUAUACAUGGAAAUUGUCUGAUGAUAGCUUUGUGACUAUAGCGACAAUUGAUCGUCGUAAAUUGCGUUUAGUAUUUAAAGCGCAUAUUAUUGAAAUGGAUGGUAAAAUUUUAAUAGAUUUCCGAUUGUCUAAAGGCUGUGGUUUAGAAUUUAAGCGUCGAUUUAUUAAAAUUAAACAAUAUUUGGAGGAAAUUGUAUUGAAGGGUCCGACUACCUGGCCUAUCGCUAUUGCAACAAAUACUGUGCCUUAAAAAUUAAUUUUAACGUCAAACUGCAGUAGUUGCAGUUUUAAAACUUAAACUUAUUUAUUGUUUUAAAUUACUUUUAAACGCUUAAUUUAUAAAAAAUAAAAAACAAAAA
Teleopsis dalmanni is the source of this 2208-nucleotide messenger RNA. RefSeq names its product serine/threonine-protein kinase grp (gene grp). Gene Ontology annotation, molecular function: ATP binding; tau-protein kinase activity; protein serine/threonine kinase activity. The transcript is spliced from 7 exons. Bases 378 to 2099 code for a protein of 573 amino acids. Gene Ontology annotation, biological process: microtubule cytoskeleton organization; DNA damage checkpoint signaling; protein phosphorylation. The record is from RefSeq and is a predicted model, not a curated record. NCBI's taxonomy places the organism in Eukaryota, Metazoa, Arthropoda, Insecta, Diptera, Diopsidae. Gene Ontology annotation, cellular component: cytoplasm.